AUGUUGUUGGGGGAAAACUUGGAUCUCACGGGCAUUAAGAGAUACAACAGGCUUCGUAACACUUCAUCCUAUUUCUGCAUAACUUUCGAUGCAUAUGAUCCAGCUACCCGCGAGAAGGUGGGUUUUCAGGUUAAAGUUUAUGAAGAGCGUAUUCACCCUUUAAAUGUGACGUGUACUAUUGCUCGACCUAAAGAUAAAUUUGAAUAUGACUCUUGA
Molecule: messenger RNA, 216 nt
Organism: Arabis nemorensis
Lineage: Eukaryota; Viridiplantae; Streptophyta; Magnoliopsida; Brassicales; Brassicaceae
Source: the annotation of a GenBank genome assembly